This is a messenger RNA of Papaver somniferum (opium poppy), 1212 nucleotides long. RefSeq lists its product as uncharacterized. Gene Ontology annotation, molecular function: RNA-DNA hybrid ribonuclease activity; nucleic acid binding. The record is from RefSeq and is a predicted model, not a curated record. Bases 1 to 1212 code for a protein of 403 amino acids. The transcript has a single exon. NCBI's taxonomy places the organism in Eukaryota, Viridiplantae, Streptophyta, Magnoliopsida, Ranunculales, Papaveraceae.
AUGAAAGUUGCAGAGUUGAUUGUUGCUGGUGAGUGGCUGAUUCCUUCUAGAAUGCUUCAAUAUUUUCAAGUAGAAGAAUUACCUGUUUUAUCAAAAACAAAAGAUACUAGGGUUUGGACUGGAACUAUGUCAGGUGAAUUCACAAUACACUCAGUUGUUGAAUGUUUUAGAGAGCAUUAUCAAAAAGUGACAUGGGCAAGACAUGUUUGGCAUCCUACCCUUCAUCCAACAACAGCAAGCAAUGUAUGGAAGAUAGUGAGGGGUAUCUGCUCAACUAAUGAAAAAAGAAAAAGCAAGGGUUACAGUUUAGCAUCAAAGUGCUAUAUGUGUGGUGUUGAUUCUGAUAAUCUUGAACAUAUAUUAUGGUUUUGUAAUUUCAGUCAGAUAAUAUGGAAAUGGCUAGGUGGUAUCUUCUUGUUCUGCAACCCUGAAUCAUAUGAAGAUGUUAUGAACUUUGCAAAGAAUAAAAGUGGAGCUGUAAAGGAUAUAUGGUUACUGGUUGCUUCCAUUACAAUGAUGGAGAUAUGGUUCUUAAGGAUUAGAAUUUGCUUUGAAGAAGAGAAAGUAAACUUGGGUAAUUUCAAGAGAAGAAUAAUACAGUAUACAAAAGACUGUGCAGUGAGAAUAAAAAGCUAUAUGUGGGAGUGUAGCUAUGAUUACAUGGUAUUUAAGAAUUUUGAUCUUAAACAUCAACCAAUAAAGCCUCAAAGAAUUAUUGAAGUGAGUUUCUUCUUACCUGCAAGAGAUCAGAUACUUAUAUGUUGUGAUGGGUCAUCUAGGGGCAAUCCAGGUGCAGCAGGAUAUGGUUUUGUGUGCAGAGAUGAAAUGGGAGGUUGUAUAUAUGCUGAAGCUACUGGCCUGGGAAUUGCAACUAAUUAUAUUGCAGAACUAAUGGCUAUUACAGGUGCAGCUGAAUGGGAUAUACAGAACAACAAACUUGAUAUAUGUAUUAACUCUGAUUUUAAAGCAGCAGUGAGUGCAUACAUGUCAGGAAGGCUUCCUUGGUUCAUGCAGGUAAGAUGGAAGAGAUUAAAGGAACUAUUGCAUAAUAUCAAACUUGUACAUAGCUUGAGAGAAGUAAAUUUCUCUGCUGACUCCAUGGCAAAGAAGGAUGCAGGAUUGGUGAGAGGGGGAAAGAUCAUUUUCAAUUCAAAACCAAGUUUCAUCCCAGUUUUGGAAUCACCUGAGCAAAUUUACUAUAGGUUUUGCUAG